This is a messenger RNA of Drosophila subpulchrella, 4666 nucleotides long. RefSeq names its product disintegrin and metalloproteinase domain-containing protein 10 (gene kuz). The record is from RefSeq and is a predicted model, not a curated record. Gene Ontology annotation, cellular component: plasma membrane. The transcript has 12 exons. Gene Ontology annotation, molecular function: metalloendopeptidase activity. Gene Ontology annotation, biological process: membrane protein ectodomain proteolysis; Notch signaling pathway. The coding region runs from base 712 to 4398 and encodes 1228 amino acids. Lineage: Eukaryota; Metazoa; Arthropoda; Insecta; Diptera; Drosophilidae.
AGUUGGACGAGUUGGACGCGUAUCUCUUUGUAACGGAUCUCGGAACGCCGUGGGAGUCGGAAAGUCGGAAAAUCGCUAGACGCGUGUUCGCUGCGUUGGUGUGCGUGCGUGCGUUUGCCAGUGUGCGUGUGUGUGGGUGUGCGAGCGGGUGAGCGAAUAAAUAAAUAAAUAAAUCGCCAAGUCGGGCCUGGAAAAUGUGCGAGCUAAUCAAAUAAAAUGCCCCCGUUUCUGGCCAAUUGAGAAUUGUGGCUAAACAGAAAAUUCGACGGGAGUUCAAAAAAACAUCCAGUGAAUAAACACAGAAAAUAAACAUAAAAUUAGUUGAUUUUUUAUUUUCGCUUUUAAUUUAUUAACGAGAAAAUAUUGGACUAAAAUAAAAAAUAAAGAAAAAAGUGUACGUGACAAGAGCCCAAAAAAAAGUGGAAAAAAUAGCGAAAAUAAUUCGUGCGUGCGAAAAAGUGCUGCGAAGUUUUAUGGCCCAUGCAAAAAGUGCUAAAUUUGUAAAUGGCAUGGAAAGUGCAGAGCUCUGAUUAAAAAGCCGCGAAGAGUGGAGCGUGAGGUGCCCAGAAACGCAACCAACUACUGCCAAACGGAAAUUAUUAUUAAAGUUAUUAAAACCAAACAACGACCCCCGAAAAAACUAAUCAAACAGAAAAUUGUGCUAAUUCUGUUUAAUCGAACACCAUCCACGUUGGAUCCCCAUCGCAUAUAAUGUCAUCAAAAUGUAUUUUCAACAUUGUAUUCGUAUCGAUCAUUUUCAUCAUCAUCGUAAAUGGUUACGCAAAAGAUAUUUCUGGAGUUAAAAGAGGUCAUGAACGACUUAACGAAUACAUAUCCCACUAUGAAACACUCAACUAUGAUCAUGAGCACAUUCGAGCUAGUCACAAUAGAGCGCGACGAUCAGUGACCAAAGAUCAUUAUGUACAUUUAAAGUUUGCAUCACAUGGAAGAGACUUCCAUCUUAGAUUAAAACGUGAUUUAAAUACAUUUAGCAAUAAGUUAGACAUUUAUGAUAGCAAAGGUCCCAUUGAUGUCUCCACGGAUCAUAUCUAUGAGGGCGAAGUGAUAGGGGAUCGUAAUAGUUAUGUAUUUGGUUCCAUACACAAUGGGGUAUUCGAGGGUAAAAUUAUAACGGAACGUGAUGCCUAUUAUGUUGAACAUGCCAAACAUUAUUUCCCCACAAAUCGCACGGCGAAAACACCACCAACUCCGACGACAACGUCGGCUCCGAGGAGCAUCAGCACCGUAAAAAACACACAACCAACACGGCCUUUGGCCCGAAAUAACAACAAUAGCAACAACAACAGAACUGCCGUUGAUAGUAAGACAGAAAACUUCAUAAAGAAAAUUGCUGAAUCCACAACGACGACCCAGCAGCUCCCAGAGCAUUCCGAUACGUCGUCGUCGUCGUCGACAACAUUCCCACCCACAACGGAGAAUUCCGAGGACGCGAAGGAGCACAAUGCCGAGGACGAACUUGAUUUUCACUCCAUUAUCUACAAGGAGUCACAUGUCGAGGACGCCUACGAAAAUGUGCGCGAAGGUCACGUGGCCGGCUGUGGCAUCACGGAUGAGGUCUCUGAGUGGAUGGAGAACAUACAAAAUUCAGCCGUCGAAGAGUUGCCGGAGCCUAUGUCAAAGGACUACCAAAAGCUCCACCGGAAGCAGCUGCACAAAAAGUCCGCCCCACAGCAGCAGCAGCAGCAGCAACAACAGCAGCAACAACAGCAGCCCCAUCCGCCCAAGAAAUACAUCAGUGGCGAUGAGGAUUUCAAGUACCCCCAUCAGAAGUACACGAAAGAGGCGAACUUCGCCGAGGGUGCCUUCUAUGAUCCUUCCACCGGACGUCGCCUGGGCUCAUCCGCCAACGUGGCCGACUGGCAUCAGCUCGUCCACGAGCGCGUCCGCCGGGCCACCGACAAUGGAGGUGGCUCCGGGGGCUCAUCCGGCGGACCUGGACGCGGUCGCGAGGACAACAAGAAUACCUGCUCGCUCUACAUUCAAACGGAUCCAUUGAUUUGGCGCCAUAUACGCGAAGGCAUAGCUGACCAUGAUCGUGGGCGCAAGUACGAGGUGGACGAGAAAACGCGCGAGGAAAUCACAUCGCUGAUUGCACAUCACGUGACGGCCGUUAAUUACAUUUACCGCAACACAAAGUUCGACGGACGCACCGAGCAUCGCAACAUACGCUUUGAGGUGCAACGAAUUAAGAUCGAUGACGAUUCGGCCUGUCGCAAUUCCUAUAAUGGCCCACACAAUGCCUUUUGCAAUGAGCAUAUGGAUGUCUCAAACUUCUUGAAUCUCCAUUCCCUGGAAGAUCACUCGGACUUUUGCUUGGCCUAUGUAUUUACAUACAGAGAUUUUACUGGCGGUACUUUGGGACUGGCCUGGGUGGCCAGCGCCUCGGGAGCCUCAGGUGGAAUUUGCGAGAAAUACAAGACCUACACAGAAACGGUGGGCGGACAGUAUCAGAGCACCAAGCGAUCCCUUAAUACGGGAAUCAUCACCUUCGUUAACUACAACAGCCGGGUGCCGCCGAAGGUGUCGCAGCUAACCCUGGCCCACGAAAUAGGUCAUAACUUUGGAUCACCUCACGAUUAUCCGCAGGAGUGUCGCCCCGGUGGCCUCAACGGCAAUUUUAUUAUGUUUGCCAGUGCCACCUCGGGUGAUCGGCCCAACAAUUCGAAGUUCUCACCCUGCUCCAUUAGGAACAUCUCAAAUGUGCUCGACGUGCUGGUGGGCAACUCGAAGCGGGACUGCUUCAAGGCCUCGGAGGGAGCCUUCUGCGGCAACAAGAUCGUGGAGUCCGGCGAGGAGUGCGACUGUGGGUUCAACGAGGACGAGUGCAAGGACAAGUGUUGCUACCCUCGCCUGAUCAGCGAAUACGACCAAUCGCUGAACUCCAGUGCCAAGGGCUGUACACGCCGCGCCAAGACGCAGUGCUCGCCAUCGCAGGGUCCUUGCUGCCUGUCCAACUCCUGCACCUUUGUUCCGACGAGCUACCACCAGAAGUGCAAGGAGGAGACGGAGUGCAGCUGGUCGAGCACCUGCAAUGGAACGACCGCCGAGUGCCCGGAGCCACGUCAUCGGGAUGACAAGACCAUGUGCAACAAUGGAACUGCACUGUGCAUUCGGGGAGAAUGCAGUGGAUCGCCUUGUCUGCUCUGGAACAUGACCAAGUGUUUCCUCACCUCGACCACGCUGCCGCAUGUGAAUAAGCGCAAGCUGUGCGACUUGGCCUGUCAGGAUGGCAAUGACACCUCCACUUGUCGCAGCACCAGCGAGUUUGCGGAUAAAUAUAACAUCCAGAAGGGUGGCAUCAGUUUGCAGCCAGGUUCGCCUUGCGACAACUUCCAGGGCUACUGCGAUGUGUUCCUCAAAUGUCGAGCCGUGGAUGCAGAUGGGCCGCUGGUGCGACUGAAGAAUCUGCUGCUCAACCGGGAGACCCUGCAGACGGUGGCCGAGUGGAUCGUCGAUAACUGGUAUCUGGUGGUUCUGAUGGGCGUGGCCUUCAUCGUGGUCAUGGGGUCGUUUAUCAAAUGCUGUGCCGUGCACACACCCAGCUCAAAUCCGAAGAAGCGACGGGCUCGUCGCAUCAGCGAAACUCUGAGAGCUCCCAUGAACACGUUGCGAAGAAUGCAACGUCAUCCCAAUCAGCGAGGAGCAGGUCCUCGAAGCAUACCGCCACCGGCGCACGAGGCGCAGCAUUAUCCCCGUAGCAGCGGCGGCGGUGGAGGAGGAGGUCGCCACGGUGGCUCCAGAUCGCAUCACCAGUCGCAUCCCCACGAUUGGGAUCGCCAGCAGGGUGGUCACUCAAUCGUUCCACUGCCCACCGGCGGCAGCCAUUCGAGUCGUAACUCGGCGGCGAAUCAGGCGAGAAGAAGCGAUGGACGCGGCACACGAUCCACCAGCAGUGGGCGACCACAGGCGACGACGAGCGGAAGUGGAGCCACAAGUGGAGCAGCGCGAUCACAUGGCGGGUAUGGAGCCGAGCAGGCGAUACCGGGUUCCAUUGGUGGUGGUGUCCAGGCGGCCAUUAGCAGCGGCGGUGUGGUGGCUCGGGCCCAGCUGCCGCUGCCAUUGCCGCCGCCAAAUGCACAGCAGCAACUGCAACAACAACAACUACAGCUUCAGCAACCGGCAAUUUCGCCGCAGCAGCAACCACAACAAGCGUUCUACACGCCGAAAGGCGUCGCGCCGCCGCCGCUACAAGUAAGCUUUAGUCGGCCGACAUCGUUGCACGAGCAACAGCAGCAGCAACAUCAUCUGCAACAGCAGCAGCAGCAGCAAUUGGAGUCACAGCAGCAGCAGCAGCACGCCUACGCCGAUGCCUAUGCGGCCUUGGGGCGGGGCCAAUAUGAAUCCACCACCCGGGCGCCCAACAAUAGCAAAGUUUGACAGCCAAAAGUGGCAAUGGAGCGCCAUAAAAGGCCAAAGGCUAAGCGAAUCAAGCAGCAUCAGCAGCAACAACAACAACAGCAAACAACACAGCCCAAACAGCAACAAAAGCAAAAACCACAUAAAUCAAAUGAACUCAAAUUAAAUGUAAAUGUAAUUUUUAUGCUAAUUAUUUUUAUUUAAACAAUGUUUGUAUGCCACAAGGGAAAACCGCCAGAAAAAACUACAAAAAAAAAUUGAGACAAAUUUCGUAAUACAGAAAAAGCUA